GUGCAAUUGCCAGUUGUAACCACAGCUUCUUUAGGCAGUAGUAGGUUAGCAUCUGGCAGGGAUUGGUCUCAGCUUACAAAUCUAGAUUUCCUUUUUGGGUUAUUCAUUUUCUGAUGAUAAUGAUAGUUGCGACUGUGAAUUAGCUAUAGCUAGAAGUAGCAGUGCCUUUAUCUCCCCACCCCCAAGCCGGUCGGUGUUUGAGUUUGCUUCGGUGAUAGCGGCGCGGACUCCCGGCCGUUGCUCUUCAGAGCGGGGUGGAAGAGAUCUGUGCUCUGCUUUUGAAAUGGGGCACUGUGCUGCAGUCUGGGAUCCCAGAGCUGCAAUUCAAGUUACAAAGGAUUUGAAUGGGAUCGAUCAGGUUGUGCUCCGUACUCCUCAUGGGGCCUCUGCCAGGGUGAGCUUGAACGGAGGACAGAUUACUUCAUGGCGGAAUGCUCGGGGUGAGGAACUCCUGUUCACCAGUAGCAAGGCAAUAAAGUCUCCAAAAGCUUUAAGAGGAGGAAUUUGUAUUUGCUUUCCCCAGUUUGGCAAUGGUGGUUCACUUGAGAAUCAUGGGUUUGCAAGAAACAAACUUUGGACAAUAGAUAAUCAUCCUCCAUCUCUGCAUGCAUUUGAUGCUCAUGGAAAAUCUUUCAUUGACUUACUACUAAGACCAUCCGAAGAAGAUUUGAAAUUUUGGCCUCACAGCUUUGAGCUUCGCCUCAGGGUUUCUCUGGCAUCAGAUGGAAAUCUCACAGUGAUAUCUCGUAUUAGAAACAUCAAUGGAAAAGCAUUCAGUUUCUCAUUCGCUUGUCAUACAUAUUUGUCUAUCUCUGAUAUAAGUGAAGUAAGGAUUGAAGGGUUAGAAACACUGGACUAUCUUGACAAUCUCUGCCAUAGAGAACGUUUCACAGAGCAAGGAGAUGCAAUAACAUUUGAGUGCGAGCUUGAUCGUGUAUAUGUUGGCACUCCAAACUCUAUUGCCGUGCUUGAUCAUGAAAGGAAACAAACAUAUCUAGUAAAGAAAGAUGGACUUCCUGAUAUUGCGGUGUGGAAUCCAUGGGAGAAGAAAUCCAAGGCGAUGGUAGAUUUUGGUGACGAAGAGUACAAACAAAUGCUCUGUGUUGAUGCUGCAGCAAUAGAGAAACCUGUCACAUUAAAACCGGGAGAGGAAUGGACAAGCCGUGUAGCCCUUGUGGUUGUGCCAUCCACCUUUUGCGGAGAUGACCUUUAAUGCGUCAAAAAGGAAGAAGCAAGUGUCAUGUUUUAGGGGUGAUUCAGAAAGACUGGUGACAUAAUGCUUAUCUUGGUGUCUGCUCUUGCAGUUUAUUUAGAGCAAUGGCAAUACAAAAAGGCUUAGUAACGCCUCUAGGUAAUAAUGUGUGUGUAGUCAAAGGAAAAGCUCCAGUGUUGAUUUAGUGCGGUGCUACAUGUUAUAUGAAGUUGUACUUUUGUCUGUUGGGACUUCAUAACUCAUGUGGCAUCUUGUGAAAUCAGCCCCCCCCCCCCCACCCCCCCCCCCCCCCCCCCAAUGCACUAUAAUAAUUAGAAAAUGUGUAGUGUCUCUCCCAGCUAAACUGUUCUGUCAAUCCUGGGAACCCCUCGAGACUAGGGUGCAUUCUACUUAGGGUAUCAGUAGUAGAACAGGAAAGCCUAAGGUUUUUAUGUUGGCUUCUUUUCACUUGUUUAUUUCAGUUAUAGACUUUUGCUUCGAGUCUUCAUUUUAUUUUAGAAAUUAGGGAUCCUUUUCAUUCAUUUAAUAUCUUGAAAACAAUCUUAUUGGCCAAAA
Molecule: messenger RNA, 1768 nt
Organism: Cuscuta epithymum
Lineage: Eukaryota; Viridiplantae; Streptophyta; Magnoliopsida; Solanales; Convolvulaceae
Source: the annotation of a GenBank genome assembly